Messenger RNA from Drosophila teissieri, 1699 nucleotides. Its product is annotated as ataxin-8-like. Lineage: Eukaryota; Metazoa; Arthropoda; Insecta; Diptera; Drosophilidae. The record is from RefSeq and is a predicted model, not a curated record. The annotation marks the transcript as partial. The transcript has a single exon.
UCAUCGGCGUCGGCGUCGCACCUGCGGCCAGCAACCAUAGCAGUAGCAGCAGCACUACCGCCCGGCAGCAGCACGAGCGUGGUAUACGGCUAUCCUGGCUACCGGCGACACUCCCAGCAUCAACAACAACAACAGCAGCAACAACAACAGCAGCAGCAGCAACAACAGCAGCAGCAGCAGCCACCGCAUCCGCAUCUUGUCCAGCAGCAGCAGCAGUCGCCGCAUCGCCAGCAGCAGCAGCAGCUCUACCAGGCCACUGUGCUGCCACCUCCAUUGCAGUCCCAGCAGCAGCAACUCCAGCAGCAGCAGCAGCAGCAACUCCACCAGCAGCAGAGGAGCCUCUACUAUGCCAGCGAGCAUUAUCCGGGCGGCAGCGGAGGCAGCUCUGCUGGCGGCAAUCCGGGCUACUAUUGAAAGCAGCAGCAGCAUAUGUAGGUUUACUACUAAGCGUGAGCAAAAUGAAACACCUUGAGUUGCGGGACAAGAUGCGUGGGCUAGGCAAACGACAUGUGUAAAAAUGAAAUAACAGAUAAGAAAAAGGCUUUAACAACAACAAGAAGAAUUAAAUUAAGAGAAGGCAAAUGAUAGGCAGGAAAUCGAGAGAUAGGCAGAGAUGUGGAGCAGUUGUGGAGGCAAAGUGGUGAGCAGACGGCUGGCAGACUUGACAACAUCUAGAUAUAGUUUUGUCCAAUGAAAAUUAGUUCGACAAUUUCAAUUUCAAAAGUGCAAAUAAACGAAUGUGGAUGCAGGAGAAUGCAGACUUGUUUAAAACUUAAACCUAAACUAAAUCGAUUGUAAAUUUGGCGCAUCCAAGAAGACUUUUUCAAACGUGAUUCAAAACAUUUUGAAAGUAAUUUAAAAACAGAUCAUUUGUAAUUGUAUAUAAACAACAAAAAUAUUCUAAAUCUAAGCAAAACGAAUUCUGUUCAUCCAACUGUUUGCCUCGCAUCCUGAGGUAUUACACACAAACACACACACACAACUCGAUCGAAAUCCGUGUCCUUUAUGUCGCCCAAGUGUACUCGUCCCUAUUCGUGUGGACGCGUGUGUCCUUGUCCUCGUUCUUAGUGUCAUCGGUCGAUGUUUCCUUCUGCUCCUCACACAGCUCCAGCUCCUCAGCACCCCGAGUCAGAAUGUUAUGAGAAUGGUAGUGAGAACACUUUAGAUGCAUAUAUAUAUAUAUAAAACUAAAGAUCACACCACACCACACCACACACACACAUAUAUAUAUAUACAAUACACUAUGAGUAUAAGGAGUAAACAAAAUAAUAAAAACACACUGUUGGGCUGUUCUUAGAAAAAAAAAAACAAAAGAAAACAAAACAAAAGAAAACAAAAAACCUAAGCAAAAGAAAACAAGUAAACGAGAAACAAGUAAAUAUAUAUAUAUAUUACCUAUAGAACACUUUAAUCAUUAUUUAAACGACUUUUUGUAAAUUUCAUAAAAAACUGCGCAUAAUUUUAAUGAGCAUCAUUUAAUCAAUCUUAUCAAUACAUUUACUACUACUAUUAUUCGUUUUUUUUUUUUAUUCCUAUUUUUAUAUGCAAGGCCUAAUUUAUGGAGCAUGAUUGUGUUUUAUUCUCUUCUUAAGCAAGCGCUAUUGAAUUAUGUACGUUUAAUUGCUAAGCUAAAGAAAGUUUUGAUGUAAGUAAAUUUAAAGUAAGCCCAAUACAUAGAAAUAUAUAUGGGAUAUACAUA